AUGGCACCACCACUGCCCAUCGCUGACAUCUACACAUCAUCCCUCGAGCUCGACGCCCGCUCAGCACAUCCUCUUCAUCAGCUGAUCGCCCGCGCCGACGACGUCAAGGCUACCUCGCGACAUGGCAUCGGAUCAACACCACCGGAGAAGAUCAACAAUGCCGGCUUCUUUGCCCUGUUUGCCAUCCUGGGUGUAGCACYCGUGGGCGUCAGUCUCUGGUUCUUCUUCUGGGCCAAGAACGGUGGCUUCCACUUUGAAGAAGGCGACUGGGACGACUACAAAUCAACCGUCCUACGCCGCAAAGGACCUGACGGCAAGACUCWCAGUAAUGCCACCAAGAGCACGAAGCUAGGCGGCGGUACCAUCGUUGGUAGCCAGCACUAUGCAUGGCAGAAGAACGCUGCGAAGAGUGUCGUGGGACGCGACGAGAAGGGCAGAAAGGGUAUUCUGGCAAAGCGUGGAUGGGCAGGAACACACAGUGUGAUGUACAGCGACGAUUACAUGACCGAGUCCUUCGCCACAGAGACUGUCAGCGACGAGAUGACGGAACUACAGCCGGACAAUACCGACUUGGAGCAGGGCCACGGGCACUCAAAGCGCUAUCGUGACCGCGAUGUGCGCCAGUACAAGAAGGAGAAGCCUGCAAGAGUGGGAGGUCUCAACCGUGUCGCCGACUCUUCGCACUACGACUACACCAACUCUGAGCGCUCGGACUUGAUGACCGAAACUGUCCUCUCCACCACUUCCGACCAACCCAUUCUACCCAAGAAGACCGAUCGACAGAGAGAGCAAGAACGCGCCGAACGUAAAGCCCGUGAGGAAGCCGCCCGCAUGGAACGUCGCUGGCGCCGGGAGGCCGRGGCGGCCGCUGCUGCUMUCGCCCACGAGUCCACCGCGACUAGAGGACCACCAGUCAAGAAGAGCGCCGUUCCAACCAAGCCAUCCCCAUCAAAGCAGCGCGAGCGCCGGGAAGCUUCCCGCAGCGCCUCACCCAAGAAGCGCGACUUCUCUUACCAGAACGGCCCAGAAAGCGAGAUCCUCAGCACCGCAUACACCGAAUCCACUGCUCCUUCUCAGCGCACUGCGAGCUACUACGAUUCUUACAGGCCCAAAGGCGAAAACAGACCGAGGCAGAGUUCGCCACGCAAGAAGCAGAGUGCUCCCACCACGCGAUCGGGCGGUUAUCGAAGAGGCAACGCCGACAGUGAUCUGGAGUGA
Messenger RNA from Ramularia collo-cygni, 1218 nucleotides. RefSeq lists its product as uncharacterized. The transcript has a single exon. The record is from RefSeq and is a predicted model, not a curated record. Lineage: Eukaryota; Fungi; Ascomycota; Dothideomycetes; Mycosphaerellales; Mycosphaerellaceae. The coding region runs from base 1 to 1218 and encodes 405 amino acids.